AUGAACAACUGCUUGUGGAAAGUUCCUGGAACGCUGCUGGAAAAUGGGUUGAGGAAGCUAGAAAAUGACACGGAUCUGUUGGAAUUGGUUAAGGAUUGCAGGAGGAAUCAUCACCUCAUCAACAUCUAUUUUGAGCAUGUUGUGUCUAAGCCACACGUGGUUGACUGCAUGAGUGAGGAUGAUGAUGAAACACUUUGUUUGCCAACCAUCCCUGAAGAAGCAGAGAAACCAAAGAAGGACCACAGUGAUGCAAUGUCCCAAGAUUACUGUAAGACAACAAAAAAAUCACCUCAGCCAAAAAGAGCCAAAACUCAACCCACUCCUAAUGCUACUCCUCAGCCCAUACCUAAGCUAACUCCUCAGCCCACACCUGAGCCCACUCCUCAGCCCACACAUAAGCCCACACUUAAAGCUACACCUGAGCCCACACCUCAGCCCACACCUCAGCCCACUCCUGAGCCCAUACCUAAGCCUAACCCCCAACCCACAUGUACGCCCACACCUAAGCCCACUCCAAAGCCCAAAACCAAGCCCAUGCAAAAGCCCGUCCAGCAACCCAAACCUUGGACUAAACCCCAGGCUGCUAAAGGGAGUAGCAAGACUACAGCAGCCGACAAGAUCAGCAAGAAGGUGAAAGCCACAACCAGUACAAGAUCUGGAAGGCAGGCUAAGGCAACUCCAGUUGCAGAUGAUAGUCAAUCUCAUGAUUCAGAUUCAUAUGAUAGUGCUGAAGACAGUUUGUACAAGCCUCCAAAAGGUGCAGGAGAUUCCAUAUACAGUAGUAGUGAGAGUGAUAGUGGAGUUGAUAGAGUAGAGUCUUCUUCGGCCAAGAAAGUAGAUAACAGAGAGAAACAUAGGCCUGCUGCUCACAGAAGAAGGGAGAAAGCUAUUGACACUGAUGACUCGAGCUAUGAGGACAUCAAAUCUGAUGAAUGCUCUAAUGGAGAUUCAGAUGACGAAUUUGAUUGGGAAGAUUCAUCAGAUGGAGAUGAAUGGAAGUCAGAAGAUUCUGCCCAUGAGUUAGACUCUAAAGAUGAAGGGCCAGCUGUGUAUCCACAUUAUAAUGACAAGGCCAAAUUUGGUGAUCUGAAGUUUGAGGUUAGUAUGGUUUUCAAAUCCAAGCAACAUUUUAUGGCUGCCACUAGAGAUUACACUAUACAAUGGGAUAGGAAUAUUAGGUUCUGUAAGAAUGACAAGGUUAGAGUGAGGGCGGUUUGUAAGUGUGAAGACUGUCCAUGGGUAGUAUAUUGUAGACACAACCCCAGUGAUGGUUCCUGGCAGAUAAAAAUACUAGUUGACAAUCACACUUGCGCAAGAAAGUGA
Molecule: messenger RNA, 1323 nt
Organism: Arachis stenosperma
Lineage: Eukaryota; Viridiplantae; Streptophyta; Magnoliopsida; Fabales; Fabaceae
Exons: 2
Coding region: 1-1323 (440 amino acids)
Source: RefSeq, a predicted model, not a curated record